AGUGCAUUAAGACCUAGGUGUGCGAAGGUAGGCGUAGGUACCUGUGAGUUUAUCAUCAAUAACAGUUCCGUUCAAAAUGAUUCCCUAUAUUUUGGUGCUAAUAACUUUAAUAACAACAUUGUACUAUUACACCACAAGAACGCUACACUUUUGGAAGAACAAGAAAGUGUUGGGACCAAAACCCGUGGCGCUUUUCGGGAAUUUCUUCGAAAUGACUACAAGAAAGAAAUAUUUAGGUGAAAUCUUGAAGGAUGCUUACAAUCAAUUUCCUGAUGAAAAGGUCGUCGGUAUUUAUACUAUGGUCACUCCUGUUCUUCUGGUCAGGGAUUUGGAUAUUGUCAAACAAGUGACUAUCAAAGAUUUUGAUGUAUUUCCCGAUCGCGGAACUGAAUUCAGUAAAGAAGGACUUGGAGCUAAUCUCUUCAACGCUGAUGGGGACACGUGGCGUGUCCUAAGAAACUAUUUCACCCCACUGUUCACAUCUGGGAAAUUGAAAAACAUGACCUACUUAAUGACUGAACGGGCUGACAAUUUCUUGAACUACGUCGACAGAAUUGUCAAGGAAAAUCCAGAACAAGAAGUCCACAAAUUGAUCCAGAAAUAUACUUUGAGUUCAAUAUCUGCAUGCGCCUUCGGUAUAGAUAUGGACAUUGACAAAGAAAAUGAAAUUGUGAAGAACAUAUCAUCUUUCGACAAACUCAUCUUUGACAUAAGCUACUUCAUCGAAAUAAUAAUGAUGUUUCCCGAUUUAAUGAAGAAGUUCAACACUUCGCUAUUCCCGAAAUCAAUUGUGAACUUCUUCUAUGAUCUAGUAAGGGUAGUUAUUGAUGAAAGGAAAGGUGCUCCAAUAGGUAGGAAAGAUUUUAUGGAUUUAAUUCUGGAAUUGAGACAGCAGGGUGAAAUUAAAGGAACAAGACGAGGUGACGAUAAACAACUGCAGCUAGAUUUCAAUGAAGAUGUAAUAGCUGGGCAGGCAUUUGCUUUUUACGUCGCUGGAUACGAGACCAGUGCUACAACUAUGACAUUCAUGCUGUAUGAAUUAGCUCGCAAUUUGGAUAUACAGAAGAAAGUUCUGGAAGAAAUAGAUGAAGUACUACAGAGGCACGAAGGCAAGAUAACUUACGACUCAGUUAAUGAACUCAAUUAUAUGGGGAAAGUUUUCGAUGAAACUCUACGAAUGUACCCUGUCCUUGAUUCUUUACAAAGAAGGGCUCAAUGCAAUUACGAAUUCCCUGAUUUAGGUCUUAAAAUUGAGAAAGGACAGGCUGUGUUUAUAUCGCCUAUGUCAAUCCACCAUGACGCGAAGCAUUAUCCGAAUCCUCAAACAUUUGACCCUGAAAGGUUUUCUCCAGAAAAUGUGAAAAAUAGACAUCCAUGCGCUUAUAUACCUUUUGGGGUCGGACCAAGGAACUGUAUUGGUAUGCGCUUCGCCAAAGUCCAGAGUCGAGUGUGCAUGAUGAAGCUGCUAAGUAAAUACAGUGUAGAAAUGACUCACAGUACGCCAAAACAAGUUGAAUUAAGUCCACUGAGACUUAUUCUUAGCCCUAUGGGCGGCAUGCAUUUGAAGUUCAACCCUAGGUAUUAACUCAUAGAUAUAGCUAACGAUAUACUGAUUAAAAUUUAUUUAUUGCAA
Amyelois transitella is the source of this 1633-nucleotide messenger RNA. RefSeq names its product cytochrome P450 6B5. Lineage: Eukaryota; Metazoa; Arthropoda; Insecta; Lepidoptera; Pyralidae. The transcript has 2 exons. The coding region runs from base 77 to 1585 and encodes 502 amino acids. The record is from RefSeq and is a predicted model, not a curated record. Gene Ontology annotation, molecular function: heme binding; monooxygenase activity; oxidoreductase activity, acting on paired donors, with incorporation or reduction of molecular oxygen.